AUGGGGAACCAGGUCGGGGGCCGGCGGCGGCGGCGGCCGGCGGUGGACGAGCGCUACACGCGCCCGCAGGGGCUGUACCCGCACCCGGACAUCGACUUAAGGAAGCUCCGCCGCCUCAUCCUCGAGGCCAAGCUCGCGCCCUGCCACCCGGGCGCCGACGACGCGCGCGCCGACCUCGACGAGUGCCCCAUCUGCUUCCUGUUCUACCCCAGCCUCAACCGCUCCAAGUGCUGCGCCAAGGGGAUUUGCACGGAGUGCUUCCUCCAGAUGAAGUCGCCCACCUCGUGCAGGCCGACGCAGUGUCCUUAUUGCAAGACGCUGAAUUACGCGGUGGAGUACCGCGGCGUGAAGACCAAGGAGGAGAAGGGCAUAGAGCAGCUUGAGGAGCAGAGGGUGAUCGAGGCGCAGAUCAGGAUGCGCCAGCAGGAGCUACAGGACGAUGCGGAGCGGAUGAAGAACAAGCUGACUGCGACUUUGGGUGACGUAGUAGCAUCUGUGCAAGUUGAUUCUUGCAAUACUGAUGGUACAUCGACACUAGCUGCAAGCAGUCCGCAAGGCAAUGAUGCUAUCUCGUCCGAAGUGCAGCAUUCGGAGUUGAUAUUGAGGAAUUCUGAAGCCUUCAAACAGAUGCGGGGCAGUAAUUUUGAUGUGGAUCUUGAAGAAGUAAUGCUUAUGGAGGCAAUUUGGCUCUCUAUACAAGAUCAGGAAGCUUUGGGAAAUCCAGGAUGCGUUAGCACUACACCAUCAUCAAUUCCUUCAAGGCCUUUUGAUGGUGCUAUGACAACGACACCUGAAGCAGCUUCUUCCGGUGGAUUUGCUUGUGCAGUCGCAGCUUUAGCUGAGCAGCAGCAUAUGCAUGGAGAGUCUUCUAGCGCAUCAGCUUGCCAAACAACAAAGUUUGACAUCCUUAGCAGACCAGACAGAUCCUUCACAGAGGAUCUGAGUGUAGUUGGGAGCAGUUCUUCAGACUUCAGAGUUGAGGAACCAUCAAGCAGCAGUACACACCGAACAAUAGAGGGUUCAGAGUAUUCUAAUUCUAAUGGCCGGUGGUCCGAGGUGGCUGAGGCUGGAACCAGUAUUGCUGAAUCUGAUGUUACAGUGGAGGCUGGUGUUGGCAAUUCGUCCACUUCAGUUGGGUCCAACAUUUGUUCUGGCAGUGUUCCUGAUAGCUUCGAGGAGCAGAUGAUGCUGGCCAUGGCUCUUUCGUUGGUCGAUGCCCGUGCUAGAGCAGGUUCUCCAGGGUUAGCUUGGCGGUAG
Molecule: messenger RNA, 1257 nt
Organism: Miscanthus lutarioriparius
Lineage: Eukaryota; Viridiplantae; Streptophyta; Magnoliopsida; Poales; Poaceae
Source: the annotation of a GenBank genome assembly